GAAACGAGCGGGCGCUAGUCUUGUUUCCUGUAGCCUGUGAGCUGCUGUUGUUCACUCACUUGAAUAGCCGGCUCGGCUGGGUGGAGACGGCAGUGGUCGGUUGCGAGCUCGGCAGCUGUUGUUUCUAGUUGAGAGAAGAAGAGAAGGGAGGGACUUUUGAUCUGUUAGCGUGAAAAGUGAACUUGAUUGCCAAAAUUCCUUUUGAUACAAACCUCUGCUCCACUGCUUCUGAAUCUGUUUUACUGAACGUUCACUAGCUCAAUGGCCAGCAAUAAUACAGCUAGCAUUGCCCAGGCAAGAAAACUGGUGGAACAGUUGAAGAUGGAAGCUAACAUCGAUAGAAUAAAGGUCUCAAAAGCUGCAGCAGACCUCAUGUCAUACUGUGAAGCGCAUGCUAAGGAAGAUCCACUUCUCUCUCCUGUCCCAGCAUCUGAAAACCCAUUCCGAGAAAAGAAAUUCUUCUGUGCCAUCCUAUAAGGUUCACUGUUUAGCCCUCCCACCCCUCCUGAAGCCAGGAAUGUGCCAGUGAACUCUUUUUGCAGAAAUUUUUAUUUAAUCCAAGGAGCAGUUACCGCCUUGAGCUUUUUGUCCUGAUGUUAUUCUGGGGGGUUGGGGAUAAAUAAUAAAAACAAUGGUAACAAAAAGAUUGGACAAGGCCUGGGAAAUGCUAGAAAGUCUUUGUUUUUACAAGACAUUAAAAAUAAUAUCUGGAAGAAGAUUGGACACUUAUGUGGUGUAACAGUUUUAAAUAGGGAUGAAAAGAAAAACUAAUUAAUUGCCAUUGCAAGUCAUUUUAUACUAACAGCAGACAAAACGUUUGCUUGUGGUAAAGCGUUUGUUGUAAUAAGGUUCUGCCAAAUGUGGUGCCAACGUAGGCCGCACCAGCAUUUCAUAUGAAAGUGUUUCAUUUCUUGCUUUUGCUCCUUGAAUAUUAUUAGGACUAUUUCAUUGUUCUGUAAUUUGCUUUUUUCAAAGUGUUUUUUUUUUUUUUUUUUUGUUUGAUUUUACUUUCAACAUUUUAUGAGCCUCAGGAGCUGAUUUUCUCUUGCCUUUUUAUGUUAAAAAUGUACUUUUUUUGAAGAUUUUUUGUAAUGAUACUAGUGUUCUUUUUAAUGUUUGUAUUUCAUGACUGUGCUGUGUUCAGUGCCUGAUUGUUUGUAAGAUUACGUAUUUUUAAAAGACUAACUUCAUAUUCUCUUUACAAUUUGAUUUUUAUUUGGUGGGUGGGUGGGAUGUUUUAACAGUAUUGGAAGAGGUGCUAUGGGUGUAGAUUUUUUCCUAAGUACAUUUUUCCCAGUGCCAAGAGAAAUGAUUCUGAAUUUUUCCAGCCCUUGGAGAAGUUUCUCUCCAUUACUUGUAUAACAAAUAAUAAAUAUUGUUUACUCAAUUUCAUGACUUGUACAAGUUUUAAGAACAAAGGGAAAAUAAACUUGUAUUAAACUGA
Molecule: messenger RNA, 1444 nt
Organism: Polypterus senegalus (gray bichir)
Lineage: Eukaryota; Metazoa; Chordata; Cladistia; Polypteriformes; Polypteridae
Product: guanine nucleotide-binding protein G(I)/G(S)/G(O) subunit gamma-2
Exons: 4
Coding region: 262-477 (71 amino acids)
Biological process (GO): G protein-coupled receptor signaling pathway
Cellular component (GO): heterotrimeric G-protein complex
Molecular function (GO): G-protein beta-subunit binding
Source: RefSeq, a predicted model, not a curated record